Messenger RNA from Ceutorhynchus assimilis (cabbage seed weevil), 309 nucleotides. Lineage: Eukaryota; Metazoa; Arthropoda; Insecta; Coleoptera; Curculionidae. The record is from the annotation of a GenBank genome assembly.
AUGAGACGUUCUAGUGUUCAGAACAACAAACUCAAAAAUUCAAAACUUCCAAAAUCCGACACAGAGCCAAGUACAAGCCGUAGUUAUACACCACCUCCCACUGGCGAUAAAGUUGGUAGAUUACAAAGAUAUUUAUGUAUUCCCAUAUUUACCCCAGGAAACUCAAAUUUAAGUUCCACGAAAUUGAUUGAUAAGAUUGAGCAGUUGGGUAUUGUUAAUGAUUGGGACGAUACCACCAUGGUUUUUGUAAUGCAAAAUCGUCUAGGUGGACUGGCUAGAAGAUGGUAUGACAAUCUACCCUCAUAUUAA